Colletotrichum graminicola M1.001 is the source of this 756-nucleotide messenger RNA. RefSeq lists its product as uncharacterized. NCBI's taxonomy places the organism in Eukaryota, Fungi, Ascomycota, Sordariomycetes, Glomerellales, Glomerellaceae. The record is from RefSeq and is a predicted model, not a curated record. The transcript has 2 exons. Bases 1 to 756 code for a protein of 251 amino acids.
AUGAGCGAACCCCAUGUCCCUGGCGGAUUCACCGGGUCCAGCCCCCCGUCGAUUGCCGGCUCGCGAGCCACGGGGAGCACCAUCGACGAACAGAUGGCCGACCACAUCCGAGCCGAGCUUGCGAAACCCGGAGACAGUGCCAACGCCGAGACCCAACAGACACGCCAGCACUGGCGUUAUCUCCUCGCACGCAACGAGCAGAAGCAAGCCGAUAAGGCGCGCAACGAAAUCGGGGUGGGCGUUGUGGUCGGCCAUGGUGAUGGCUAUGGCAACGGCAACGGCAACGGCAACGGCAACGGCGGCGGCGGCGGCGGCGGCGGUGGUGGUGGUGGUGGUGGUGGUGGAAACAAUCAACGCGAUCAUUGCCCCUCCUCCUCCGUCGGUCUCUCGUCCCGUCGCUUCGAUGGCUCCAUCCUUGACAUGGACGGCCUCAGCAACCUCGACCUGAACACCGCGGACCAAGCGACACGUCGACGCGUCAUCGAGACGUGCAACCAGCACGCCGACUACUUCCGGGCCCAGCUCGACGGGCGGCGUCCUCGAGAACGGGUACAGCGACCGACUACAGUCGCCGGGCUUAACGAUCAACAAGCAGCGAUUGCUGGCUCCGAAUUUUCCUCGAUAGGGGAGAUCGAUGACAAGAUGGGGGAGCUAUUGUGUGCUCAGGAGAGGGCGUUGCAGGAGGCUCUGCGCCACGAGAUGGAGAUUAAGCGGCUCUGGUGGUUGAGACAGCACGCGCUUCGAGAGGGGAAGUGA